AUGUUAGGUGAUGGUAACUGGCAACCUGCCCAAAAGACCAAAACGACCCACGUAACCACCAUGGAUAAGGACUACUUCAGCUUCAAACAUGGCUACACGCUCGAAGACAAGAGUGGGACAUCCGGGAGGUCGAAAACCCGAUCAAAAUUGAAGCAGUCUUUGGCAUCUAACGGAAGUCAGCGAUCAUUUUCACCAUCGCGGCAAAUGGGGUCCAUGCAACCGCAACAGCCACGAAGUCCCGGCUACAAUACUGCGACGUCGCUUAGGAGUCCUUCAGGAUCCCACAAUCACUCGCCGUUAAACACCAUGAAGCUCAACACGAGCUCAGUGAAGCAUGCAAUGAGUUUAGUUUCACCACCAUCAGGAACCCCUUCUGCAAGAAAUAGCCGAAACCCUUCUGUUUCUGGAGCUUCAGGGCCAAAACAAAAUUCACAGGGAGCACUGGCAAGCUUGAAUGCCGCUGUGACGUCUCCAGGACGCCAAAAAGCACGAUCCAGUUCGAUUAGCCAUAUUAGUGGAGGGUUUCACAGAGCUCCAUCAGCAGUGAGUCUGGAUACUAACAUAACGCCUACAUUGGUCCUACCUCCCAAUCUGGCUUCCCUCAACUCCCAAAGUGCUUCAACGCUGAAUUCGCCACAAAGUCAGUUUAACAGCGUUGAAGGCACAAGCUCACACGCCAGCAGUAGUGUUUCACUCCAUCAAGAACUGGGCUCCACAAAGUCGUCAUCACGCUCAUCACAGCCUGCAAGCUCGGUAUCGUCACAUCGUCCCUACAAGCCCUUGCAAAAGCAAUACGUGCUGAAUGAAGAACUGUACUUGAAUCAUAUGAAGAAGAGCAGUCUCGACGACUACUAUACCCGAGGAAUUGCAGCUUCCUCUAAUGAAGAUGAUGAUGAAACAGACAAUGAAGCAGAAACAGAAGAUACAGACGCGGAUGAUUCCACUUUUGGUACAAAUUACAAUACUACGACUCAAAAGGGUAGCACAUUGGCAUUCGACGAUCAACUUUUCACUAUGAGCUCUAAAUUUUUACUUUCCCGAAUGGAAUGGCUCAGAAAUGUCGAUCCAGAAGAUCAAGAUGUAAAAGGGUUGCUUGGAACACAACAGCGGAUACCCACUGGCCCAAGUAGCGGCAGAACGUCAAUGUCAACAGGUGUCCGAAAUUUAGAGAGUGAUAGCCACGCAUACGUCCAGCGUUUAUCGCAGAACUCACAUGUACUAGAAAGAUUGGAAUGGCAGGCUAUUCUAGCCAACGUUCUGCGGGGCGAUAUUGUCAAAAGUGAAAAGAGCAAGAUCUCACAUCAUGGGCAUCGCGUGGACACAGGUGUUCAAUACGCAGACGAACUUUGGUUAGAGCUUAAAGCUUGGAUGAAUUGCAGGUCAAUUGAAGAAGAGCGUAACACUCUUGAAUACCUCAAAAACUCCACCGAUCCUGUUUUUGAAGACAUCAUGAAUUUGAAAUUUGAGGACAAUGUAGAAGUGGAUUUUGCAGUAAAAACAGUGAAGCCUCUAUUAGAAAGCUUUCACCAAGUAACAUCUUACUGGAGAAAUUCUCAACACAUGCAUUAUGAAAAACCGAUGACGGGUCGAGAAGAGUUCCAGCAUCGCGUCGCUGCUAUGAAUGCAUUUUUAACGCUACAGGAAGCUUUUGAAUGUGAGAUAGAGGCCUUGAAAGCCUGGACUGGUAGUGAUUCAUUAGACGUUAAUCUCACCCCUUCUUGGCUGGACGUGGAUGGGGUAUUCAAAAAUGAGACAACCUUUGCCGAGCAAAUCUUGAAGGAGCGUGAUAUAGAAAGCAUUUUCCAGAAAAAACUCUUUUACCGUCACGCUCCGUGGAUUUUGAAGGCAAAGGUUUCCAUUUUCACUCUAUCUGAAACUGUGAAACAAAUGAAUCUGCCCUUAUUACACAAAAGUUUGGAAAUUCUUCUGAUGUUUCCUUUUAGGCUUGUGAAAGAGAUUAUCUUGAUUCGACUUGAUUAUGCCAAAAAAUUGAAUAAUCCUACAAUGAUGAUGAUCGACCAAAUGAUUGACGAUUUCAGCUCAUACAUCAGACUCUCAGUACAGAUAAAACACACGGUAGUAGUAUACUGUUCUGAUUGGAAUUUUUCAACGCAGAUUGAUGCCGAUUUUGAUGACACUGUCACCGAAGCGAUAGUGUAUCUCUUCAAGCUGCUGCAUUUGAAGUUGAUCGAUAGCGCUAGAAAGUCUUUCAAAACCUUCAAAGAACCAGAUGAACUUUUGAAGUACUGGGAUCAGUUAAAGAACGUUGGUUGUUUUAUAUCGGGUGCUGGAAAUGCCGUUGCCGAAGGUUUCGCCAAUCUAACACUGCGUUUGCUCAACCGAUUACAUUCUUAUAUUCUCCGCGAGCAAAAUCACCCUCCUCAUUUUGAUAAGGCUACUGAUGCGGAAAGAUGGCUGGUGCAAGUUAUUGAGAAUAUUGGCUCAGUUAAACGAAAAAUUAACCGGUUUUCUAAUGUACUGACUAAGGCGUUUCAGAACUCUGUGUUAUACAAAGUUAAUGAUAACAAAGAAUUGCUGCGAAACUUGAAAGAAACUGGCCACUUUCUUUUGUACACUGGUGGACAACUGGAGAAGGAUGGGGUUUAUCUUUUUUGUAGUGGGGAGCUUCUGGGAUCGUCUGACGAAGAAAUUAUAAAAAUUCUUCAUAAUUCAGCAAUUGGUUCGGACCUUCUUCCUACUGUUGAGAUCAAGAACAGUUUGAGUGUUUAUAAUGCACUUGAGAGUGGUUGGGAUCAAAAUGCAAUUCUAUUUCAAGAAUAUGGUGCAAACGGGGUGAUCUACUAUCAUGUUCAUUCCGAAGGGCACGGAAAAGGCUCUACUAUGAGAGGUCGUAGACCUGUCAAUUACAACAAUACCAACCCAGCGGAAGAGAUCAAGCUUGAAGAGAGAGAACUGUUCGAGCUGGAGAUGAAGCUCAAAACUCUGGGGUAUAUUGUUGCAUACUGCCCUAAAGAGCCGAUACUUUGGGAAGGUGAAAUGCUUAAUCUGUCAGAUACUGUCAUACUCACAAGUAACGACUUUAGUGUCAAAUUACCCACAAACACCUUGGUUCUGAUGAACCAGGGAUCAACGUACGCAAUGGAAUAUCAAUGUGAUAGAUUUGAGCAUUUUGUGGGUCAUGCAGUUUCCUUCAGCGAGAGAAGAUCCUCGAUCAACCAAUUGGAGUAUACUCUCCAGAAAAUAAACCGCGCGUACUUCCGGAUAACUUACACGGUAAUGGCAAAUACAAAUAAAAUAAGCCAGCACGUUCAAGCCAAAUAUCGUGGAAAUGAAGUUUUGAAUAACAUGUUCAUUUUUUGCCGCGAUUUUGCCCGAAACUUUUUAAGAGUCAAUGUCGCGACAUAUGAGAAGAAAUCGAUGAUAAUUCUUAUGCUGAUGAAGAUCAGCAUUGCCUGGAUCAAUUUCUUGGUAGAUGACUGCGACCCUGAAGACUUACGUACUUUCAGAUGGUGCGUACCAGCUAUGGAAUUUGCCAUGCAAAUGACUACGGGGUGGAAUAUUUUGGGACUGGACGAGAGUCAAUUCUCCGUGUUGCAAGAAAAGGUCUCAGGGUGUAUGACUCUUUUGAUUUCUCAUUUCGACAUUAUGGGAACCAGAACUUCUGAGGCUGAAACCUUACUGAGCCACGGUCAAAUUAGGUCGAAUAUUGGAGCUUGCGACAAUGACAAUGAUUCUAUUCUAGCUGUUAAUUCUAAAGUCAGAGUUGAGGCUAUUCAAGAAAUGGAAAGACGGGUGAAACCAAACCCACGACACAUUGGAAAAGUUUUGGAUGAAUCAGACCGAGAUAAUCAGUAUCUACAGUCCCUUGCUUCUUCUUUAUCGAAUGUUUCUAUUAGAUGGCAGAAGCGACACUUUGUCGGAGGAGGAGCUUUUGGUACAGUUUUUUCAGCUGUUAACUUGGACACUGGUCAAAUUCUCGCUGUCAAAGAGAUAAAGAUACAAGAUCGUAACUCAAUGAAGCAAGUGUUUCCGGCCAUUAAAGAGGAGAUGAGCGUGUUAGAAAUGCUCAAUCAUCCUAACGUGGUUCAAUAUUAUGGUGUGGAGGUGCAUAGAGAUAAGGUCAAUCUGUUCAUGGAGUAUUGUGAAGGUGGCUCUUUGGCUCAACUUCUGGAACACGGACGUAUCGAAGACGAAAUGGUGACUCAGGUGUACACACUACAAAUGUUAGAAGGUUUAGCUUAUCUUCAUCAAUCAAGUGUGGUGCAUCGGGAUAUCAAACCCGAGAACAUUCUUCUGGAUUUCAAUGGAGUUAUCAAAUACGUGGAUUUCGGGGCUGCUCGUUCGCUCGCUGCGAAUGGAACUAAAGUGGGCGCACAAGGCGGUGAUAAUAAAGAAGGUGGUAAUAGCAUGAUGGGCACACCGAUGUACAUGUCUCCAGAAGCGGUUACCGGGGCUGAAAAAGGCAAUUUUGGUUCGGGCGAUAUUUGGUCACUCGGAUGUGUUGUUUUGGAAAUGGCUACUGGACGUAGACCCUGGUAUAACCUGGAUAAUGAGUGGGCGAUUAUGUAUCAUGUUGCUGCAGGACAUGUUCCCCAACUACCCUCAAAGGCUGAAAUAUCGGAUGAUGGUCGCAACUUCCUCCUCAGCUGUUUGAAACAAGAUCCCAACAAGAGGUCAACGGCUAUGGAUCUUUUACGAGAAAACUGGAUGCUGGAAAUUCGCAAGCUAGCAUUUGAAGACAAUGAUUCUGAAGAAACGUUGGAAGAAUAG
This is a messenger RNA of Lachancea lanzarotensis, 4731 nucleotides long. RefSeq names its product LALA0S02e07008g1_1. The transcript has a single exon. Lineage: Eukaryota; Fungi; Ascomycota; Saccharomycetes; Saccharomycetales; Saccharomycetaceae. The record is from RefSeq and is a predicted model, not a curated record. Gene Ontology annotation, molecular function: MAP kinase kinase kinase activity; ATP binding. Gene Ontology annotation, cellular component: cytoplasm. Bases 1 to 4731 code for a protein of 1576 amino acids. Gene Ontology annotation, biological process: stress-activated MAPK cascade; protein phosphorylation.